AUGGCCAACGUGCGCUUUGCCGCUAUCCCGGCCACGAACCGGCUUGCGGACCUGCCCAUCGAGGCCCUCACGCGCGUGUUCGCGGCCGUCCUCGUCGACCGCGUGCACGACAACGACCGCCUCGCGACAAAGGGCGCCAUCACGCGCUUCCACUCGAAGCAGCCCCCGCCGCUCGAGAUCUCGGCCUACGUCGACCGCCUGUGCAAGUACACGCCGUUCCCGCGCGACGCCGUCCUCCUCGCCGUCGUCUACCUGAACCGCAUCACCCACCUCCCCUACACGGCCGAGCCCGGCGUCGACCCGGCGCCGCUCCUCGCCGUCGCGCCUCCGCGCCUGCCGCCACGGCCACCCUCGGCCGCGCGACGAGCCGUGCGCUCGCCGCCGACCUCGCCUACCACCGCGACGGGCGGCCUGAGCCCACCCGCGACCCUCUCGCCCAUCGAGGCGCCCUCCCCUCUCCCUCCCUCGCCCACCAUCUCGUCCGUCGACCGACCCCGGGUCGCCCCCUUCCUCAACAGCUACACCCUGCACCGCCUCGUCCUCUCGGUCCUCCUCAUCGCGACAAAGUUCACCGCCGACGGCACCCUGUCGCAGACGCGCGCGGCCAAGGUCGGCGGCGUCGGCGCCAACGAGCUGUGCAAGCUCGAGGGCGAGGGUUUGCGCCUCCUCGGGUGGGAGCUCGGGUGGUCGCUCGACGAGAUCGAGGGCGCGUGCGUCGAGCUCGAGCGCGAGGCCGAGAAGAGGGGGAUCGUGCCGUGCGAGGCCGAGGAGCGCCGGGCGGCCGUCGCAAGGCGGGCCGACGAGGUGCGCCCGCCCGGGACGGACCCUCCCGCCGCCGCCGCCUUCGACGCGCCGGCCCUCCUCCCGUUUGCCUCCCCACCGCGCCCAUCCUUCCUUACUGCCCCCUCGCACCACGCCGUGCGCCGUCCCUCGCUCUCGACGCGCUCCUCGGGCUCGACUUCGACCUCGGCAACGACCACGACAGCGUCCUCGUCCUCAGAGGCGUCCACCUCCCAGCCCUCGUCGUCCGCCAGCUCGCCCCAGCUUUUCAUCGCCCUCCCGCACGACGUCGCCGGCGCGCGGCGUCCCCACCCUCACGCCCACGCGCACGCGCUCCCGAGCCGGGCGCGCGCAGCGAGGACAGGCUCGCGAGAGGGCACGGUGCGCGAGGGCGACGAGCUGACGCCGCCGAGCUCGCCGAGCGCGAGCAGCGUCGAGGGCGCGUGCGACGGCGUCAAGGCGCUGUGCGGUGGCGAGGGCGGCGCGGGCGAGGACGGGGUCGUGCAGGGCGUGGGCGCGCUGCGGUUGACGGCGAGGCCCGAGGCGUGA
Messenger RNA from Rhodotorula graminis WP1, 1329 nucleotides. RefSeq lists its product as uncharacterized. Gene Ontology annotation, cellular component: nucleus; cyclin-dependent protein kinase holoenzyme complex. The transcript has a single exon. Bases 1 to 1329 code for a protein of 442 amino acids. Lineage: Eukaryota; Fungi; Basidiomycota; Microbotryomycetes; Sporidiobolales; Sporidiobolaceae. Gene Ontology annotation, biological process: regulation of cyclin-dependent protein serine/threonine kinase activity. Gene Ontology annotation, molecular function: protein kinase binding; cyclin-dependent protein serine/threonine kinase regulator activity. The record is from RefSeq and is a predicted model, not a curated record.